Molecule: messenger RNA, 1186 nt
Organism: Salvia miltiorrhiza (redroot sage)
Lineage: Eukaryota; Viridiplantae; Streptophyta; Magnoliopsida; Lamiales; Lamiaceae
Exons: 2
Coding region: 334-978 (214 amino acids)
Source: RefSeq, a predicted model, not a curated record
UUUGCCUUGAAAUUGAAAAAAGCAAAAAGAAACUUUGAACUCAUCACUACUCAAAAGUCACAACCAACCAGUAAACAAUAAUUUUGAGAAUAUUUUUUGUGUAGAAUCGAGAUGGCUUAUGAAGCUCUUGAUAAUCUGCAACAACUCUUUAUAUAAACAUCCGCUUUCACAUUACUGCCAACUGCUAAGAUAAGAUAUGUCGUUGACGUCGCUUAAAAUAUGACCUAUUAAGAUUUCAUGUUAUUAUAAAUAAGAAGCUAAAUUAAGAUUCUAUCAAAUUCUUGUCUAAAAUUCUCAUAAUUAUACUCUGUUUCCCUUCAACUGAUAUCGAUCAUGGCGGCCUACGCAGCCUUGGUUUCUCUAAUGCAUAUCAUAGACGACCUCGAGCGCCACCAUUCCCCACCGAUUUCUCUAAACAAACACCAAGUUCAAUCCCUCACUGAAAAUGUCAUGUUCUUGCAGGAGUUUCUCGAAGCUUAUGACUCCCCUGUUUCCGACGAAGCAGAUCCCUUGGAGAUGCGUAUUGCAGAUGCAGCUUAUGCAGCUGAAGACACCAUCGAAUCUCAUAUCGUGGCCAAGAUUCAGCUGAGCAGAUCCAGAGAAGCUUAUAACUCUCCUGUUUCCGACGAAGCAGAUCCAGAGGAUCCGAAAACUGUCUCAUCAAAUCAUGAUGAUGAUGAUGAAGAGAUGAACUUGUUUCAAGAUGUGCAAAAUGUGAUACAGGAAAUGGAUCAGAUCAAGAGUUUGGCGAUGCAGAGGAAUACAGAGAAGGUGGUGCUCCAUGAUACGCGGCGUAGCUUCAUCUCUGCUUCUUCUUCCACUGAGAAGAACAAUAGUGGCAUGGUGGUGUGGUCCGAGGGUGUCGUGAAUGGAAUCUUGGAAAGGCUCGUUUCCGACCAACGCGAACGCCAAGUCAUCCCGAUCACAGGAAUGGGCGGGAUAGUUGGACUUGAUCGUCAACGCGACAUGCUAUGGUGAGAAUCCUUUCGUGGAGUGCAAGCGGGAGGGGUCGCGGUAUGUGAACUGGGAUUGAAUUCAUUACACAGAGAUUCAUCUACUCUUGUCUUGUCGUCUCCACUACAUUUGUAAUAAUCUUCGGCCUUUGCUUAUUGUAUUAAUCUGAUAUCUAUUCUGUCAUGGUUAGUUUUUAUGCAUCUUGAUUUUUUCUUUUCCCUAGUGAAGCAUG